Molecule: messenger RNA, 1468 nt
Organism: Rhinichthys klamathensis goyatoka
Lineage: Eukaryota; Metazoa; Chordata; Actinopteri; Cypriniformes; Leuciscidae
Gene: drc5
Product: t-complex-associated-testis-expressed 1
Exons: 4
Coding region: 11-1378 (455 amino acids)
Molecular function (GO): protein binding
Source: RefSeq, a predicted model, not a curated record
UUUUAGCGGUAUGUCUCAGAGUCAGUCUUCACGGAGACCCAGGGGAAUGAGCCCGGGGAACGGGGUCGCUGACGGGCGUAAAAUGCGCAGCGUGAUCGCGGAGGAUCCGGACUGGUCGCUGGCACUGGUUCCUUCACUAACAACACUCGGCCUACAGCAUAUUAUAAAACACUUUGAAGAGAACCCCAUUCUGGAUGAACUCAUGCCCAACUAUAAAGCGUAUGUCCUCCAGCGACUGCCAGCGUCUCUUCCCUUGACCGUCAGCGCAAACCUCAUCAGUGAUGAGAGCUACUGGAAGCGCUGCUGUGAAGGUCGCUGGCGUCUCUGUGAUGUCUCCACAUACGGCAACAGCUGGAAACGCAUGUUCUUCGAGCGUCACCUAGAGAACAUCAUUGAACUCUUCAUCCCAGAUGCAACUGACACCAAGACAGUCCUGGAUCUGGUGCCACUGUGUCGAAACUACGUAAAGCGCCUUAAUGUCUCUCAGCUGCUGCCGCCCAUCAAAGAGCCGCCCGGUUUUGACGAGGACGAUCGUUCGGAUUGUGCCAGUGAUAUGGGCAGUGAAGGACCCUCCAUUGAUCACUUUGAUUUCCGCAUUCUGCUCGACAAACUGCCGAACCUGGAAGAGCUCAACGUGGUGUAUGGAGUGAAAGGAUGCGGCAUGAACUUUGAGUGGAAUUUGUUUGAGUUCACCUUCAGAGACUGUGAAUCCCUGGCAAAAGCCCUCAAUUCCUGCAAGACUUUACAGGUCUUCAGGAUCCAUCGCAGUAAGGUGGACGAUGAGAAGUGUUGCAUGCUUGUGAGUCAAUUGCUGGAUCACCCGUCCCUGCAGGAGCUGGACUUUUCACAUAAUCAAAUCAGCGACCGCGGAGCCCGAGCCAUCGGGAAACUUCUGAACCGCAGUCAGCUGAAGAGGCUGGUCGUCUGCAACAACCAGAUAAGAGAUUCAGGGACUCAGGUACUGGCUCAUGCUCUGGCCAGAAACGCCACGCUGAUGUCCCUCAACCUGAGGCUUAACCACAUCGGGGAUGAAGGGGGUCAAGCUCUGGCUCAGGCUCUGAUCAAGAACAAGACUUUAACGAACCUUCACCUGGGGGGAAAUAACAUGUCAGAGCCCACAGCCGUGGCGCUGUCUCAAGCUUUGGUGGAGAACUGGACCCUCAAGAGCCUAAACCUGUCCAACAACAGACUGGGAGUCGACGGCGGAAAGCUUCUGGAGGAAGGGAUGUCCCACAACAGCAGUCUGGUGGAGUGUGACAUUCGGCUGACCGAUGUGGGUCAGGACAGUGAGUACUGCAUCGCUCAGGCUCUACGCGCCAAUCAGGUCCAGGCUGCCCGCAAAAACAAUCACAACUAUGAUCCCAAUGCCAAAGUCUGAGCCAUACAUGCUGUGCCUGCCAGGGAAUCAUUACUGGCCUCUGAAAAACACUGAAAACGAAUUAAAAAAUGACCAAAAUUACUCUUACUA